AUGCACAAACUAAACAAAAUUCAUGCUAAAAUCCAGUGCAAUAGCAAGUACGAACAGAUCAGUCUGCUGGUACCAGUAGUGGAUCUAACGAUGGGUAGACCCUACAAGGGUUACCUCAAUCACCUAGACAACUGCCUCGAGUUCAAGUACGUUGCAAUCAAUUGCGUAAUUCAAGUUCUGCUUCGUCCGAAGUGGCCAUACGCAUUGAAGGCGCUGAACAUUGCCAGCGCCUACAACUGUGGGGGCACGGAGUCAUACGGUCCUGACGACCCGGUACGCACCGGGUACCAAGCGUUGACGCUGGCGGCCUUCAGAUCACCCGGAUUGCUCGGAACGCAUGGCUUUAGCUUUGGCAGCAAUUUCGGCUUCCGCGAUCCAUCGGCGACGUCGCCGUCCACCGCGUACGAUACCGCCGGCGUUCAUCCAGCACUCCCACCUGCCACACUCACCGGUGCCGCCGGUUCACUGCUGAACCUUACGCAGCACGCCACCACCAACGCACACUUCGGUCGGUCUGGCGUUCCGACACAUCACGGCGAUACAGGAAGUCCGGUCAAUUUGUAUCUGGGCGGAUCUGGGUCGAUUGUACGCGACGGCACCACGCACGAUCAGCACGGGCCGGAAGGGAGUCCCUACGGACGAUCGUAUCACAGUGCGGCAGACGGUACGGACCAUCAUACCGGGCUUGGUGGGAUUCCUUACGGAGCAGGAGGCGAGCAGGACAAACCGGACCAGGACCAGGACGAAAUCAAUAUUCUGCAGGACGGGUCGCGUGGUAACAGUCCCGUAAACGGAAGGCUCAACAGUAGUAACUACGGUUCGGACGGUAGUCCAGAACCGGAAGGCCGUGAGUCCGGUUCGAAGCAUCGGCGCGAAGAAUCGUGCGGAAGUCCACUCGGCAGUGCGCGGUCAUACUCUAGUCAAACGAAGGACGGUGAGCUGGUGGGACUCGGUAGCUACCCGCUGUCCGGUAGUCCUCACGAAGAUAGUGUUGGAUCGUCCCGAAGUCCUGAGAAUCUUUCCCACGGUGGUGGAAGUUGUGGUCCGCAGCCGGGAUCGCUCCAGUGCCAUCAACCGUCGAACGCUUCCGGAUCUUCGGUUGCUUCUUUCGCGCUGUCCGCCGUUGGACAUCAGCUAGCGCAUCAGCAACAUCAGCAGCAGCUAAACCAUCAUCACCAACAUCAGCACCAUCAGCAUCAUCAGUUGCACAAUAACAACAACAGUAGCGGUGCAGUAAAUCACAACCACCUGGCAGGGUCGAAGGGUAAAACUCCGCACACGAUCUCGGACAUGUUGGACCACAAGUUGCAGCUCAGCUUUCUCGGUCCACCGCUGGCCGCGCUUCACUCAAUGACGGAGAUGAAGGCGGCCCAGCACCAGCAACACGGACACCCGCAGCAACACUCCACCCAAGGGCCACAUUCGCAAGGGCCUGGGAGUCCCGGCAGUCAUCAGACGGCCGUGUCCCAGACGCAAACACACUCCAGCUCGGCCAGCAAUCCGCACGGUAUCGAUACGAUAUUGUCGCGGCCACCACCCGUCACCACCGCCCAACUGAAUGCCUUAGGAGGCGGAAUGCCCCGCUUCACGGCGGCCGUCGCUGCGGCAGCCAACAUGGCGCAGUAUCUGUCGCAAAACCACGCCAACGGUCCGAUGAAGGCCCACGCUGGCCCACUGGUCGACCGGACGCAUCUGUACUGGCCCGGACUGCAGGGUUUGGUAGCGAAUCCGAUGGCCUGGCGUGAUCGGCUCGGUUCCAUGUCCGCCAGCUUGUCGCAGAACCAUCACGCCCAGGACAAGGACGGCAAGAAGAAGCACACCCGGCCCACGUUCAGCGGUCAGCAGAUAUUCGCCCUCGAAAAGACGUUCGAGCAGACGAAAUACUUGGCCGGACCGGAACGGGCCAAGCUGGCGUACGCGCUCGGUAUGACCGAGUCGCAAGUAAAGGUGUGGUUCCAAAACAGGCGAACAAAAUGGCGCAAAAAGCAUGCGGCCGAAAUGGCGACGGCCAAACGGAAACAGGAAGAGCUGGGCGACGGCGAUGGGGACUGUAGCGAACCGAUGGAUUCCGAUUCCGAGAGUCUGGAUCUAGUCGACACCGGAAGCAAUCAGCGGAAACGUUGCCGGAUGGAGGACGAUAUGCGACAUUAG
This is a messenger RNA of Anopheles maculipalpis, 2151 nucleotides long. RefSeq lists its product as uncharacterized. Gene Ontology annotation, molecular function: RNA polymerase II cis-regulatory region sequence-specific DNA binding; DNA-binding transcription factor activity, RNA polymerase II-specific. Bases 1 to 2151 code for a protein of 716 amino acids. Gene Ontology annotation, cellular component: nucleus. Lineage: Eukaryota; Metazoa; Arthropoda; Insecta; Diptera; Culicidae. The record is from RefSeq and is a predicted model, not a curated record. The transcript has 5 exons. Gene Ontology annotation, biological process: cell differentiation; regulation of transcription by RNA polymerase II.